AGAAACAAUGAGUAUGUUUAGACAUGAUAAAAUUGAUGAAAUAGUAAGAGAACCAAUAGAUAGUGCUUGGUCAUUAAAAAUUCCUGAAUUCAAGCCAAAAGAUAAUUUACAUCGUUUAUUAGAAGAAAGUUCUUUUGCAACACUUUUUCCUAAAUAUAGAGAAAAAUAUUUAAAAGAAUGUUGGUCACUUGUACAGAAAGCAUUGAAUGAGUAUCAAAUCAAGGCAGAGUUAGAUCUUAUUGAAGGUAGUAUGACAGUAAAAACUACAAGAAAGACUUGGGAUCCUUAUAUUAUCAUUAAAGCUCGUGAUAUGAUAAAACUUUUAUCCCGUUCCGUACCAUUUGAACAGGCAGUUCGAGUGCUUCAGGAUGAAGUUAGUGCUGACAUUAUAAAAAUUUCUUCUUUUAUAAGAAAUAAAGAAAAAUUUAUCAAGAGACGACAAAGACUUAUUGGUCCUAAUGGUUGUACAUUAAAAUCUAUUGAAUUAUUAACGAAUUGUUAUGUAUUAGUGCAAGGUCAAACAGUAGCUGUACUAGGCCCUUACAAAGGUUUACAACAAGUACGUCGGAUUAUUGAAGAUACAAUGAAAAACAUUCAUCCAAUUUAUAAUAUCAAGGCAUUAAUGAUUAAAAGAGAAUUAGCUAAAGAUCCAAAACUAAAAAAUGAAAAUUGGCAACGAUUUUUACCCAAAUUUAAUAGUAAAAAUAUCAACCAACGUAAGCAACCUAAAAAUAAAAAUAUUCAAAAACUGUAUACGCCAUUUCCCCCACAACAAAAAGAAAGUAAACUUGAUAAGCAAUUGUCAUCUGGUGAAUACUUUCUCAAGGCAGAACAAAAACAAAUUAGAAAACAUAAGGAGCGAGAAGUUAAACAUCAAGAAGCUACUAAAAAACGUGAAGAACUUAGAGCCGAAGUAUUUAUACCUCCAGAAGAAAAUAAAAUACAAGUAAAAAGUAAAAAAAAUGAUAUUAAUAUGAUUGAUUUAAAAAAUAAAAUAAAAAAAGGACUUUUAAGAAAAGUAAAGAAAUAA
Messenger RNA from Ceratosolen solmsi marchali, 1030 nucleotides. It is a transcript of the gene dbe, whose product is annotated as KRR1 small subunit processome component homolog dbe. The record is from RefSeq and is a predicted model, not a curated record. Gene Ontology annotation, cellular component: nucleolus; small-subunit processome. Gene Ontology annotation, molecular function: RNA binding. Bases 8 to 1030 code for a protein of 340 amino acids. The transcript has a single exon. NCBI's taxonomy places the organism in Eukaryota, Metazoa, Arthropoda, Insecta, Hymenoptera, Agaonidae.